AUGAAGUGGAGCUCUGGCGGAUACGUGUCGAAAUACUUCUACGACGGCUUCAUGGACCUGUGGAACGCCGGUAUGAGAGACGAUUUUAUAGCUCUCAGAGCAAAGUAUCCUAGGUACAAUGUUUGGGUGACGGGGCACUCUCUUGGAGCUGCACUGGCCUCACUGGCCGCCUCCUUCAUCAUUGCUAACGAUCGAGUUCCAUCCGGUCGCGUAAAAUUGGUCACAUUUGGACAACCUCGAGUUGGUGACCAUCGCUACGCAUGGGUUCAUGACGAACAGAUGGCAUACAGCUUCCGCGUAACGCACUGGAGAGACGUGGUGCCGCAUAUUCCGCCCGAAAACUUCUUGGACUACUAUCAUCACGCCUCAGAGGCUCGUUUGGCACUCAGUUCCAGGGGUUUCCGCGGCUGGCUAAGGAAAGACCGGCUAACCCCAGUAUUUGGAUCAUAU
Messenger RNA from Ostertagia ostertagi, 450 nucleotides. Lineage: Eukaryota; Metazoa; Nematoda; Chromadorea; Rhabditida; Trichostrongylidae. The record is from the annotation of a GenBank genome assembly.